Molecule: messenger RNA, 4533 nt
Organism: Cotesia congregata
Lineage: Eukaryota; Metazoa; Arthropoda; Insecta; Hymenoptera; Braconidae
Source: the annotation of a GenBank genome assembly
AUGAACGCGUGGAUGCUCAACAAGGACGUGCUAUUGGGGAUAACACUCUUCUAUAAUUUUACAAAAUUCACCUCUGUAUUUAUAUUAUAUUUUAAUAUCCCUUGGACCUAUAAACCAGAAUUAAUUAAUAUUUUAAUCGGUUGUCUUGGUUUAUUAAAUUUACAUAAAAUGACGAAACUCUGGUUGAGCUUGCUAGCAAUAAUUGUCUCAAUUAUAAUAACUGAAGCUUCGACUAAUACCGAUAAAUGUAUAUUCAACAAAUAUUGUAACAAUUGCAGUACUCAGGAAUGCUUACUAGAUAACUUAGAAUUUGAGAUAAAUAUAGUAAGAAAUCUUAAAGAAGAUGUAGACCCUUGUGAUGAUUUCUACGAAUACGCAUGCGGUAAUUUUGGUAACGUUAGUGGAUUUCGAGCACAACUUUCACCUCCUCAAAAUCUUUUCGCACCAUUGGCCGAUCAAAAGCGCCAGUUGAUAGAAUUAGUGCAGAGUAGUAAUUCGUCCAAUACAUUCAGGCCUUUCAACUUCAUAAACAAUUACAUGACUUCUUGUGAAAAUUUAAAUGAAUUCAACAAACAAUUCAAUUCCGAAAUUAGAUACAAAGAUAUUGAUGUUAUAAAAAGUGUAGUCUCCAAAUUAUACGAAUGGCCGGUCGUUGUUGGCUCUCAAUGGAAUGAAACCGAUUUUGAUUUGAUUGACAUCAAUGUCAAAGCGGAAAGCAUUGGUAUUAACAGUUUUGCUAUUUACAAACCAUUCGUAUCACUAGCAAGAGGAAAUAUAUUAAUUUACAUGAGUAUUAACGAAAUUUGCAUAACUAAUGUACUUUAUUUUAUGAAUCAGUUGAGUCCAGCGAAAUUGGAUUUCCCAAGUUUAAAUGCAACAAAUCCUUCGUAUUCGAGUUCAAUAAACUCUGAAAUCGAGUAUAUGGUCAGUGUUGCUAGACUUUUCGGAGUAAAUGAGUCACAGGCUAGAGUAGAAUUUAUAGAGUCUUUAGAAUUCGAACGGAAACUCUACGAUGCAAGCGUUAAGAAUCACUCACCUCCACUCAACAGCACAAAUAACAAUAAUGCAAUAACAAUUAAAGCAGCAAUCGAAAAGUGGCCAACUAUAAAAUGGAUGAAAAUAUUUGAGCAACACCAUUUUACCAACGAAUCAGUAGUGAUAAUAACUAACCCCGAUUACAUUACCAAAUUAGAAAGAUUAAUCAAUGAAACUCCGAAAAGAGUACAAGCUAAUUAUAUUAUAUGGAAGACAGUCGAAUACUUAGUUGAAAAGUUAGAUGAGAAAGAUUGUAUCGAUGAAUUAUUUUUAUAUUUACCCGAACUGUUGGCUUCCUAUUGGGUACGGCAUUCCGGAGUUGAAGAGCGCGUUAAAAACAGCGCUUACGAGAUAGCUUUGAAUGUAAAACAAGUUUUGAUUGAUACCGUAAACCAUACAAGUUGGCUGGAUUUUAAAGCUAAAAAUGAUAUAAUUCAGUAUUUACAGUUAGUUGAUUUUAUUUUUGGAGCGACUGGCACAAUGUUAGAUGACAAAAAAUUUGAAGAAUUCUAUCAAGGGCUUCAAAUUACCCCUGAUAAUUAUCUUAUGAAUUUUUUGAACGUCAGUGUAUUCUAUGAACGAAAGUUAGUUAGUGAAACACAAAAACCGGAAAACCAAAGGGACUCUACAUUCGCGUUUAAAUUAUUUGAGUUUCUUUCUAUCGACGGUUACAAUGAAGCAUAUUCUGGUCGAAUUGAUAUUGGAGCCCUGAAAUACUUUUAUUUCAGUACCAAUCGUCCAAACUUCAUUAAUUACGCUAAUUUUGGACAUCUUAUUGCUCAUGAACUAGGACACGUUGUUGACAAUCGUUACAAAUUGGAUAAUAAGUACUAUAUGAGAGAGAACAAUUGGGGUCAAUUGACUAAUCAAAAAUACCAGGAAGUGGAAACGUGUCUAAUUGAGCAGUUCAAUAACUAUACUUAUGCAACGACCAACGAAACACUUGAUGGUCAAUUACUUUUGGAUGAAAACAUCGCCGACAAUAUUGGCAUCAAAAUAAGUUACUCCACCUACCAAGAUUGGGUCAAGAAACACGGAAAGGAAUCAAUUUAUUCGAGCUCCAAAUUCGAUGCGAAUCAACUAUUUUGGUUAUCCCACGCUAACUUUUAUUGCGAUUAUCAAUCUAAAUUUGCCUCAACAUCCGAUAAAAGUCAUUCUCCGAAGGAUAAGCGUAUCAUAGGGUCAUUUUCGAACAGCUUAGAUUUCGCAACUGACUUUAAUUGCCCGCUGGGAUCUAAAAUGAACCCCAAUGACUUUCUCUACAUUAUAACCCCUAAAGAUCAAACGACUGUUGUAAUAAUCAGGCAACCACGUGGUGCCUGUGUAUUCUUUUUCUUUGCCCUUUUUUUGUGUGAGCUACAGACGAAACUCUGGUUGAGCUUGCUACCAAUAAUUGUCUCAAUUAUUAUAACUGAAGCUUCGAAUAAUACCAAUAAAUGUAUAUUCAAUAAAUAUUGUAACAGUUGCAGUACUCAGGAAUGCAUACAAGAUAACUUAGACUUUGAGCUAAAGAUACAGAGAAAUCUUAAACAAGAUGUCGAUCCUUGUGAUGAUUUCUACGAAUACGCAUGCGGUAAUUUUGGUAACGUUAGUGGAUCUCGAGCACGACUUUCACCUCCUCAAAAUCUUUUGGCACCAUUGGCCGAUCAAAAGCGCCAGUUGAUAGAAUUAGUGCAGAGUAGUAAUUCGUCCAAUACAUUCAGGCCUUUCAACUUCAUAAACAAUUACAUGACUUCUUGUGAAAAUUUAAAUGAAUUCAACAAACAAUUCAAUUCCGAAAUUAGAUACAAAGAUAUUGAUGUUAUAAAAAGUGUAGUCUCCAAAUUAUACGAAUGGCCGGUCGUUGUUGGCUCUCAAUGGAAUGAAACCGAUUUUGAUUUGAUUGACAUCAAUGUCAAAGCGGAAAGCAUUGGUAUUAACAGUUUUGCUAUUUACAAACCAUUCGUAUCACUAGCAAGAGGAAAUAUAUUAAUUUACAUGAGUAUUAACGAAAUUUGCAUAACUAAUGUACUUUAUUUUAUGAAUCAGUUGAGUCCAGCGAAAUUGGAUUUCCCAAGUUUAAAUGCAACAAAUCCUUCGUAUUCGAGUUCAAUAAACUCUGAAAUCGAUUAUAUGGUCAGUGUUGCUAGACUUUUCGGAGUAAAUGAGUCACAGGCUAGAGUAGAAUUUAUAGAGUCUUUAGAAUUCGAACGGAAACUCUACGAUGCAAGCGUUAAGAAUCACUCACCUCCACUCAACAGCACAAAUAACAAUAAUGCAAUAACAAUUAAAGCAGCAAUCGAAAAGUGGCCAACUAUAAAAUGGAUGAAAAUAUUUGAGCAACACCAUUUUACCAACGAAUCAGUAGUGAUAAUAACUAACCCCGAUUACAUUACCAAAUUCGAAAGAUUAAUCAAUGAAACUCCGAAAAGAGUACAAGCUAAUUAUAUUAUAUGGAAGACAGUCGAAUACUUAGUUGAAAAGUUAGAUGAGAAAGAUUGUAUCGAUGAAUUAUUUUUAUAUUUACCCGAACUGUUGGCUUCCUAUUGGGUACGGCAUUCCGGAGUUGAAGAGCGCGUUAAAAACAGCGCUUACGAGAUAGCUUUGAAUGUAAAACAAGUUUUGAUUGAUACCGUAAACCAUACAAGUUGGCUGGAUGUCGAUGCUAAAAAUGAUAUAAUUCAGUAUUUACAGUUAGUUGAUUUUAUUUUUGGAGCGACUGGCACAAUGUUAGAUGACAAAAAAUUUGAAGAAUACUAUCAAGGGCUUCAAAUCACCCCUGAUAAUUAUCUUAUGAAUUUUUUGAACGUCAGUGUAUUCUAUGACCGCAGUUUUGUUAGUGAAAUACAGAAACCAGAAAACCAAGGGGACUCUACAUUCGCGUUUAAAUUAUUUGAGUAUCUUUCUUCCGAUGGUUACAAUGAAGCAUAUUCUGGUCGAAUUGAUAUUGGAACCCUGAAAUACUUUUAUUUCAGUACCAAUCGUCCAAACUUCAUUAAUUACGCUAAUUUUGGACAUCUUAUUGCUCAUGAACUAGGACACGUUGUUGACAAUCGUUACAAAUUGGAUAAUAAGUACUAUAUGAGAGAGAACAAUUGGGGUCAAUUGACUAAUCAAAAAUACCAGGAAGUGGAAACGUGUCUAAUUGAGCAGUUCAAUAACUAUACUUAUGCAACGACCAACGAAACACUUGAUGGUCAAUUACUUUUGGAUGAAAACAUCGCCGACAAUAUUGGCAUCAAAAUAAGUUACUCCGCCUACCAAGAUUGGGUCAAGAAAAACGGAAAGGAAUCAAUUUAUUCGAGCUCCAAAUUCGAUGCGAAUCAACUAUUUUGGUUAUCCCACGCUAACUUUUAUUGCGAUUAUCAAUCUAAAUUUGCCUCAACAUCCGAUAAAAGUCAUUCUCCGAAGGAUAAGCGUAUCAUAGGGUCAUAUUCGAACAGUUUAGAUUUCGCAACUGACUUUAAAUGUCCGCUGGGAUCUAAAAUGAACCCCGUAAAAAAAUGUAACUUCUUUUAA